AUGGACGCUAUACGGAAGCAGCUCGAUGUGCUCAUGGGAGCCAAUCGAAACGGCGACGUCCGUGAAGUUAACCGCAAGUAUUACGAUCGCGAUGUUUGCCGUCUCUACCUCGUCGGUCUUUGCCCUCACGAACUCUUUCAGUUAACGAAAAUGGAUAUGGGUCCUUGCCCUAAAGUUCACUCAUUGCAGCUCAGAAAAGAAUAUGAGGAAGCCAGAGGCAAAGGGAUCGAUAAUUACGAGAGGGAGUUGGAGGAUGUUAUUGAUAAGCUUAUUGGUGAAUGUGAUAGGAAAAUUGGUAGAGCUCUUAAGCGACUUGAGGAUGAUGAUGCCAAAGCGGCAAUUGCAAUUUCGGUCUCUGAAGUUACUCAGACACCGGAAGUGCUGGAGUUGGCCAAAGAAAUCAAAGAGAAGUUGAAAGAAGCUGAUAAAUAUGAUCUUGAAGGCUUGUCAGAUAUGAAGAUUAGAGCUUUGGAGAUUGUUGAAGAACUUAGAAUCAAAAGAGCAGACAAACAGUCUACGCUUCUUUUAGAUGCAUUCAACAAAGAUAGGGCAUCUUUACCUCAACCUCUGCCUAAUCCACCACCAUUGGCACCCCUUCCUGUAAUUACUCCCGACGCUCGAACACAGGAGAUGAUAAAUGAAAAGUUGAAGAAGGCUGAGGAUCUUGGUGAGCAAGGAUUAAUUGAUGAGGCACAGAAAGCAUUGGAAGAGGCCGAAGCACUUAAGAAGCUUCCUUCCAGGCAGGAGCCGGCACUGGAUUCAUCAAAGUAUACCGCUGCAGACGUGCGGAUUACUGAUCAGAAGCUACGGGUGUGCGACAUCUGUGGAGCAUUUCUAAGUGUGUAUGACAGUGAUCGUCGAUUAGCUGAUCAUUUUGGAGGGAAACUUCAUUUAGGGUAUAUGCAAAUUCGUGAGAAGUUGGCAGAACUUCAAGAAGAAAGAAACAAGAGCCGUAAGACUGAUCGUCUUGAUGACAGAAGAUCAAAAGAAAGAAGUAGGGACCGUGACAGGGAGCCGAGUAGGGACCGUGAACGUGGUGAGAGCCAUGAGCGAGGGCGAGACAAUGAUCGCAGGAGCAGGGACCGUGAUAGGCACCAUGAUAGAGACCGUGGCUAUGACCGAGAUCGGGACAGAGACUCAUCCCGCUCAUAUGAUUCAAGAAGUCGCCGGAGGUCACGAUCUCGAGAGCGUUCUAGAGAUUAUGAUCGUCAUAGGCGUCAUGAUCGGUAUUAG
Messenger RNA from Lathyrus sativus (Indian pea), 1233 nucleotides. NCBI's taxonomy places the organism in Eukaryota, Viridiplantae, Streptophyta, Magnoliopsida, Fabales, Fabaceae. The record is from the annotation of a GenBank genome assembly.